This is a messenger RNA of Prorocentrum cordatum, 318 nucleotides long. The record is from the annotation of a GenBank genome assembly. Lineage: Eukaryota; Dinophyceae; Prorocentrales; Prorocentraceae.
AUGGGCCAUGGUUGCCUUGUCCAUUUCUGUUCUUCGUCGUCGCGAGGAGGAGGAGGGGGGGAUCUUCCGCCCGCCUUGGCAGCGCUCCUCUAUUCCCGUUCUCCUCCUCUCCUCUCCCCAGUUGUGCCCUGCAGCCAGCUGCAGACCGUGGCAGCAGUCCGCACGGGGCGCAGGCGUGCUUUCGUGUGGCGCAGGGGCGGGCAGCCUUCGCGGGUGUGCACGGCGGCGCUGUUCCCGCAGAUCGAGGCAAUGGGCCCAUCUCGUCUCGCGCCGACUGCAAACACUUUGCUGCUGCCAAGUCGUGAAACACAAGGCUAG